AUGCGCCCAAUCUCUCCAAGCUUCUUCCAGUCUAUUCUGCCAGCCGAAACUUACGAGUUCCUCGAACGCUCUUAUCCUGAGUGGGAUUGCCCUGUUCCCCUUCGUUUCUACUGUCCAAAUGCUAAUUGCCGUAGAUUCGCAGCCCUGCCCGAAUCUAUCACGGAUUCGACAACCACUACCGCAGAGAACACCCAGUGCCGUUACUGCAACUCGAUCGCCUGCCUGUGCUGCAGAGAUCUCGCUCACCCUGGUCCUUGUGCACAAGAUACAACGCUCGCAGAGAACAUACGUGGAGCUGAAGCAUCUGGUGCCAGACGCUGCCCAAAGUGUAACCUCCUGCUCUUCAAGGACAAUGCCUGUGCUCACAUGGGCCUCAACGGCGGUCAUUACGGCUGCCAUCACGAGUUCUGCUUCUUCUGCGGCGCAGACUGGGAAGCCUGCAGCGGUCUUUGUCCUGAUGCUAUGGAAGAUGCACAGAGAAGACACGGUGCUGGCAUUCUGGAUGAUAUAGACGACGAUUCAGAAGGCUCAGAGAGCGGAGACUUUGAUCUUGACGACGACGAACCUGCUAACGACGACGAACCUGCUAACGACGACGAACCUGCUAACGCUGACUCCCGACACAUCCUUGUAAUGAUCCAUGCUCAGCAGAUCCAACUGAAACAAAUCAUUUUCAGACUUGACCAAAGGCUUCCUUAA
Molecule: messenger RNA, 699 nt
Organism: Aureobasidium subglaciale EXF-2481
Lineage: Eukaryota; Fungi; Ascomycota; Dothideomycetes; Dothideales; Saccotheciaceae
Exons: 1
Coding region: 1-699 (232 amino acids)
Biological process (GO): protein polyubiquitination; positive regulation of proteasomal ubiquitin-dependent protein catabolic process; ubiquitin-dependent protein catabolic process
Cellular component (GO): cytoplasm; ubiquitin ligase complex
Molecular function (GO): ubiquitin conjugating enzyme binding; ubiquitin protein ligase activity
Source: RefSeq, a predicted model, not a curated record